AUGGUGGGACUCAAGUGUAGCAGCAGCCAGUGCCUGACGCUCUCGGGCAUCCUUUUGGUCAGCUUUUUCGGCUGGGUAACGGCCCAUCAGUUUGUGCUGCCUCCUCCUGGCCGUUCGCAGCGUUCGCUUUUUGGUCCACCGCCGUCCGGGCCGUGGAGCAGCAGCGGCUGGAGCAGCAGUCCCAGCUUUGAGCUGCCGUCGCAUCAUCAGGACAAUCACAUAACCCGGGAUGAGGUGCUAGCACUGUUGGCCGCCUGGAAGGCAGCGGAUGCCAAGCCGCCGCCGCCGCCAGCCAAGCCGGAACCGGAGCCGGAGCCUGAGCCGGAGCCGGAGCCCGAGCCGGAACCAGAGCCAGAGCCCGAGGAGCCAGCGCCAGGACCACAGCCGGCCGUGCCAUUGACCGUCUCGCUGCCCGCCUUUGUGCCCAUCCAGCUGUCCGCCAUGUACACGGCGCCCGCGCCCGUGCCCGGCGCCGGUCUGGGCGCAUUUGGCUUCGGUGGCGGCUUUGGCGGCGCUGGCGGAGCUGGCGGUGUUGGCGGUGCUGGCGGAGCUGGCGGUGCUGGCGGUGUUGGCGGCGGUGGUGGCGCUGGCGCUGCUGGUGGUGCCGGUGCCGCAGCCCAGGCUCAGGCGCGUUCCGGCCGGCGCAAUGCGGCCCGAGGCAAUGGCAAUAUACGCUUCCCCGUUGCCAAUCCGCGCAGCUUUGCCUCCGCCAAUUAUGUGGCGCCACGUCCGCGUUUCUAUCGCACCAUCGUCGCGGAGACCGGCCAGCCCAUGAGCAUUGGCGCCUUGCCGCCGCCACCUUUUCUCGCCAAUCCCGUUCAAUUCGUGCCCAGCAAUUGGCAGUAGGCGUCCAGUCAAAUCUACAUAAAAUCUAAU
Messenger RNA from Drosophila montana, 876 nucleotides. Its product is annotated as translation initiation factor IF-2. The record is from RefSeq and is a predicted model, not a curated record. The transcript is spliced from 2 exons. The coding region runs from base 1 to 846 and encodes 281 amino acids. NCBI's taxonomy places the organism in Eukaryota, Metazoa, Arthropoda, Insecta, Diptera, Drosophilidae.